Molecule: messenger RNA, 2042 nt
Organism: Raphanus sativus (radish)
Lineage: Eukaryota; Viridiplantae; Streptophyta; Magnoliopsida; Brassicales; Brassicaceae
Product: myosin-binding protein 7-like
Exons: 4
Coding region: 516-1856 (446 amino acids)
Source: RefSeq, a predicted model, not a curated record
UUACACCUCACAAAUAACUAAUAAUCUUUAGCCAUUCCAUGUCAACGCAAUCACCACCAUCUCCUUGGAGAUAACAAACUAAACUCAAAACUUCCUGCGCCAGAAAAAAUAUUUUCUAAAGAACAAAUAAGGAAGAGUAUUUUAGGGUUCUUUCAAAAACCAGAAAAAAAAUAUAUUUUAUCUUCCAUAUCUUGCUAAUUUCAAAGCUUCUAAUUACGGCAUUUUCCACCUUUUAUUUGUUUAAUUGAUUUUGGUUUUCUGAAAGGGAAAAAAAAAACACAUUUUCUGGGGUCCGUCGUCGAGAGAAUCGGCGAAACUAUUUGUUUUCCCGAGAAAAAUCAUCAUUCCUAGAAAGCAGCAUCAUCAGCAGAAGCACAACGGUUGUUGUAUUUUUUUAUUUCUUCUAAUCAUUUCUCGCAAUUCAAUCUAUAGAGCUUAAUCUGUAAUUUCUAUAGCGUCCUUGUGAGAAAAUCUUCGGAUUAGCUUUUUUUUUUUUUUUUAAAUUAGAAUCAAUAAUGGAGUCCUCAUCAUCAUCAUCUCCGUCCAGAGAUCUAACCAAAUGCUGCGACUGUGUAUGCCAUUCGACUAAUAAUAACAACCAAUCAUCAUCCUCCACCAAUCCCAAAGUCCACAUCGAGAACGAAUGCGAACUGCUCCGCCAAACCGUCACAAGCCAGCAGCAAUCGAUCCAGGACCUCUGCGACGAGCUCGAGAAAGAGCGUAACGCGGCUUCCUCGGCCGCGGACGAGUCGAUGAGCGUGAUGCAGAGGCUGCAGCACGACAAGGCCGAGCUUCAGAUGGAGCUGAGGCAGUACAAGCUCUACGCCGGUGAGAGGAUGGAGCACGAUCUCCAGGAGAUAUCUGCGUUGGAAGAGUUGGUUAAUCAAAGAGAGCAGGCGAUCUUGGCUCUCGAGUGCGAAGCUCAGGGCUAUAAGCAUAGGAUGAUGAGUUAUGGUAUCAUUAUGGACGGAGAAGAUGUUGUUGAUGUUGUUGAUGAUGGUUUGAUUAGUCCUGAUGGUUAUGAGUAUGAGUAUCCUUCUUUGAAGUGUAAUAAUAUAAAUGAGACUCAAGAUCUUUUAGAGGUUGAUGAUAUCUAUGUUGUUGCUGAUGAUGAUGAGAACUAUCCACCGGCCGAUUCGCCGCGUGGGAGAGUUCAUUUGAGGAGUUUGGAUCAGAGGAUUAGCCAGAUGGAGGAGACUAAUCCUAAUCCUAGCUUGGUUGGUCAGAGUCCUAGGCCUCGUCGUCAUCGACAUUUCAGAGAUGAAGCUUUUGUUGAAUCGCCUAGGUCUGAAAGAUGCAUCUCUAAGAAAGUGGAAUAUGUCUCAUCAUAUACAGAGAAUGAUGAAGAUGAAUGUAAAGGUGGCUCGUUGGAUGUAGGAGAUGAGAUGAGUGAUAGAGUUUAUACUAUUGACUCUGGCCAUGGCCAUCACAGUGGUGUGACUGAGCAGAAGCUAGAGGCUGAAACUUCCGUUGUUAACAAUGUGGUUCAACACGGUGAUCCGGAUAUAACGAAACUAUACAUGAGGCUACAGGCGCUGGAGGCUGACAGGGAAUCUAUGAAAGAAGCGCUUCUUUCUAUGAGGACCGAGAAGGCUCAGAUGGUACUGUUGAAAGAACUCGCUCAGCAUUUGUCGAAGGAAGUUGUCCCUCAACGGAGGUUGCCAGCAUCCACUGCUGGGUCAUUGACUUUUACGCCAGUCUUUAAGUGGAUCACAUCUUUUGUUUCCUGGAGAAGAAAGGCUCGUCGAAGCAAGUACAUGUAUGGGAUGUCAGCAAACAACAUGGGCCUGCAAGUGGUUCUAGAAAAGGUCCCUCGAUCACGGAAUUGGCGAUGUCUCAGGAGCACGCAAGUGUGAAACAUAAUCUAAUCCAUUCAAGCAAACAAAACCACUUUCCUGACUCUACAAUCCCAAGUCAAUUUUUGCAUUCUUUUGUCCCCAAAAUUUCAAGUGUUUGUAUAAAGAAUGGGGUUGAAGAAUGUUUUUGUAACCGAGAGGCUAUACAAUCUUUGUAUGGUUUCUUACAUGAUUUUUUUUUCUUUU